CUCCACGCCAUAGCACAUAUAAACAGUAGUAGUGUGAUGGAGUCAAGCAGCGACUCGGGGCGGCCUGCUUCCAACCUUGAGAAGGAGGCAAACGAGGGCGUGCAAGACCUCGCCUCGGUCAGGCGUCCCAGCCUGCUCAUGGCAGCAAGCUCCGGCAAGUGGCAGGAGCUGCGAGAGGAGAUCCUGGGCAAGGAGAAAGGAGCGGCGGUGUCGGUAUCGCUGAAGCCUCGUCAAGUCGUCAUCGACUUGGCCAGCGGCGAGCAGGACGACGACUCCGCGCUGGAAGUCAUCACGGAGGAGGCGGACUCCGCGCUCCACGUGGUGGCAGCCGCGGGGGAUAGCCCGAGCUACCUGAAGAGCGCGAGGCUGAUCUACGGCAAGGCCAGGCACCUGCUGGCCACGCGCAAUGGCAAGGGAGACACGCCGCUGCACUGCGCCGCCCGGGCCGGGAACACCAAGAUGGUCGCCUACCUCAUCGAGCUCGCCGAAGGCGAGGACAACGGCGGCGGCCGUGAGAAGGUGAGGGCUUUCCUGAGGACGCAGAACAUGCGCGGGGAGACGGCCUUGCACGAGGCCGUCCGCUUCGGCAACAUGGACAUGGUUCAAGCACUGGUGAAAAGCGACAAGGAGCUCGCCCGUGUGGUUGCAAAAGAUGGCACUUCGCCGCUGUACCUCGCCAGCUCGUUGGGCCAUCACAAAAUUGCUGACGAGCUGCACAACGCCGACGACGAGCUGUCCUACUCGGGCCCCGAUGAGCAAAAUGCCUUGCAUGCUGCUGCUCUCGACGACAAAAAAAUGACGAAGUUACUGCUGAAGUGGAACAAGGCCCUUGUCAAACAAAGAGACAUCCAUGGAAGUACACCACUGCACUUCGCUGCGUCCGCAGCAGACCCCAGCCUCCAAUUUACACUCUUCGUUUUCACUGCGAGCAAAUUCGAGCGUUACUCCUUCUUCUCCUACUUUUUACCUCAGAAAUGCUUAACCAAAUUCUACGAGUGCAUGAAUCUUCCACUGGCCCAGCUGCUCAAAGUCGAUCCAUCUUCAGCCUUCCAGCCGGACGUUCACGGGUCGUUUCCGGUGCACGUCGCUGCGUCGGCGGACAGCAUGGUGGCCAUCAUUAUCCUGCUCACAAAAUACCCUGGCUGCGCCGGAUUGCGCGACGCCAAGGGGCGGACCUUCCUCCAUGUCGCGGUGGAGAAGAAGAGGCUCCACGUCGUGGAAUUUGUGUGCAAUUGCUGGCGAUCUUACAAGUCGGUAGUGAACGUACAGGACAAGAAUGGGAACACCGCCUUGCACCUAGCUAUCAUUGCUGGGGACGUGGACAUAUUCAGAUGCCUCGUCAGGAACAGCGACGUCCACAUAAAUUUGCAGAACAACGAGGGGAAAACUCCCAUGGAUCUCGCUCAGGGGAAAGUUCAAUCUGGAUUUUACUUCGGAAUGACUGCACAUCGUCGGAUAGUCGGCAUGCUAACCUUCGCAAAUGGUCUGACUGCCAACCGCCGGCGCGAUCAGAUAACGGAGUACAACCAGAGUCUGACCCCAGAAGAUGAGAAGACGGAAUCAACCAAGAUCACGGAGUUCGCGCAGAUCGUGGGCAUCGGCUCCGUGCUCGUCGCGACGGCGACGUUCGCGGCAGCCUUCGCCAUUCCCGGGGGCGUCGGGGGACCUUCCGGGACGCCGGUGCUCGCCGGGCUGUACGCCUUCGACGGGUUCGUGAUCUCCAACACGCUGGCUUUCAUGUGCUCCACGCUAGCCACCUUCAGCCUCGUCUACUGCGGGGUCGCCGCGGUCGACAUACAGAGCCGGCUCAAGCUGGUGUCCUUCGCCCUGGCGCUGCUGCUCUGCGCGGCGCGGACCUUCUGCGCCGCCUUCGCGUUCUCCCUGUACCUGCUGCUGAACAAAGUGGAGCGCGGGACCGCCAUCGCAUCCUGCGUGAUGACAUCGCUCGCGUUGCUCGACGGGCUCUGGUUUCUGCUCGCGAGCUUCAACGACACGACGGUCCUCGUGAACAGGAGAAUCACUUGGACGGUGCUGAAAUUGGGAACUGGGUUCCUAGCCAACAUCACAUAUCUCUUCUGGCCGUACCUCGUAAUCUUCGGUUACUUGUCGCUUAAUAACCAGGCAUACUCCUGA
Phragmites australis (common reed) is the source of this 2133-nucleotide messenger RNA. RefSeq lists its product as uncharacterized. Lineage: Eukaryota; Viridiplantae; Streptophyta; Magnoliopsida; Poales; Poaceae. The coding region runs from base 37 to 2133 and encodes 698 amino acids. Gene Ontology annotation, cellular component: plasma membrane. The transcript is spliced from 3 exons. The record is from RefSeq and is a predicted model, not a curated record. Gene Ontology annotation, molecular function: protein phosphatase 1 binding; protein phosphatase regulator activity.